Xiphias gladius (swordfish) is the source of this 954-nucleotide messenger RNA. RefSeq lists its product as uncharacterized. The record is from RefSeq and is a predicted model, not a curated record. The transcript has 6 exons. Gene Ontology annotation, cellular component: cytoplasm. Gene Ontology annotation, molecular function: estradiol 17-beta-dehydrogenase [NAD(P)+] activity. NCBI's taxonomy places the organism in Eukaryota, Metazoa, Chordata, Actinopteri, Istiophoriformes, Xiphiidae. Bases 1 to 954 code for a protein of 317 amino acids. Gene Ontology annotation, biological process: estrogen biosynthetic process.
AUGAACCAGAAGGUUGUACUGAUCACAGGCUGCUCCUCUGGGAUUGGCCUUGCCUUGGCUGCCCGCAUUGCAAAAGAUGAGAAGAAGAGGUUCAUGGUCUACGCCACCAUGAGGAACCUGAGUAAGGGUGAGGCGCUGGUUGAGGCAGCAGGUCGGACUCUGGGCAGGACCUUGGAGAUCAAACAGCUGGACGUAUGUAACGAGGACUCCAUCAAAGCCUGUGUAGACAGCCUACCUGAGCGCAGGGUGGACAUUCUCAUAAGUAAUGCUGGGAUGGGUCUGAUUGGACCCAUCGAGUGUCAGUCAAUUGAUGAGAUGAAGAAUGUCAUGGAUACCAACUUCUUUGGGCUGGUGCGGUUGCUGAAGGAAAUCCUACCUGACAUGAAGAGGAGGAAAACUGGCCAUAUUGUGGUCAUUAGCAGUGUCAUGGGUAUUCAGGGAAUUUUAUUCAAUGACGUCUAUGCAGCUUCCAAGUUUGCAGUGGAAGGCUUUUGUGAAAGCUUAGCAGUACAAGCCCUGCGAUUUAAACUCAAUAUCAGCCUGAUAGAGCCAGGUCCAGUGAUAACAGAGUUUGAGCGUAAGGUCUAUGAGGAGGGCUUGAAGACUGACCUCAGCAAAGCUGACAAAGUGACUGCUGACAUGUUCAUAAACAUCUACUUGAAGAACUACAAACAAAUCUUUGAAACCCUGGGGCAGACUGCAGAGGAUGUAGCCGAGCACACUCUCAAGAUCAUCACAAUGGAGAUUCCACCUUUCCGUCAUCAGACAAACACUCUUUACACCCCUAUGACCACACUCAAAUAUGCUGACCCCAAUGGCGACCUUCCAAUUGACACAUUUUACAAAAUGGUGUUUGAACACGACAAGGUCUUCAAUGCCAGUCUGAACUUCCUCAAACUUCUGCGCUGGAGAAGUCGAAAAAGCUUUACCUUGGAAAAGGACAAGAGCAACUAA